Messenger RNA from Pelobates fuscus (common spadefoot toad), 3414 nucleotides. Its product is annotated as nuclear factor 7, brain-like. Bases 53 to 2038 code for a protein of 661 amino acids. The record is from RefSeq and is a predicted model, not a curated record. Gene Ontology annotation, biological process: protein ubiquitination. Gene Ontology annotation, molecular function: zinc ion binding; protein binding; ubiquitin protein ligase activity. NCBI's taxonomy places the organism in Eukaryota, Metazoa, Chordata, Amphibia, Anura, Pelobatidae. Gene Ontology annotation, cellular component: cytoplasm. The transcript is spliced from 9 exons.
UCGGGCGCCAUUUUGUGCUCAGUCAGUGUCCGUGCAGGUCGCUCUCUCAGACAUGGCAUCCGUAGCGUCAUCCACCGCACCCACCGCUGCCGCCACCACGAACGACAAGAACGAGACCCUGGCCGGCGACGAGGCCGACAGCAACCCCGAGGAGGUCGGGGAGGAGGAGGACGAGGACGAUAAUGCCGAGGACGGAGCGGACGGGGGCGAUGGCGACGAGGAGGAGGAGGAAGAGCUGGUGGUGAACAUCGGGAGCACCUACCCCUGCAAGAGGGCGGACGGCACCCUGCAUGAUGCCGAGGUCAUCAAGACUCGCAUGAACAAGCAGGCUGGUCGAGAGGAGUUCUACGUGCAUUAUGUGGGCUUGAACCGCCGCCAAAACGAAUGGGUUGACAAACCACGCUUGGUGUUGACCAAAGCCACGAAGGACGAAGUUAAGGAGGAGGCGAAUGGCACGGACCAGGAGAUGACUGAUGUCCAAGAGCAGCAGGAACCCAAAGCUGCACUGAAAAGAAAACUUGAGGAUCCGGAACCCGAGCCGAAGAAAGUUAAGGUUGAGGAGUCGAGUGCCAACUCCUCCCUCGUGGGUCCUGGAGGUGACUUUGCAGAAGAGUUAACCUGCCCAUUGUGUGUAGAGCUUUUCCAGGAUCCUGUGAUGGUGGAAUGUGGCCACAACUUUUGCCGAGUCUGUAUAGACAAAGCUUGGAAUGGCCAAGAUUCUUUUACAUGCCCUGAUUGCAAAGAAGUAAUGUCAGACCGCAGGUAUACCACCAACCGUGCUCUGGCCAACCUUGUGAAAAAAACCGGUAGCACCACCACCACAGUUGCCGUCAGCACCCCUGCUACUCCUGUAGAGAAGAAAGCACGUAUUACGGAGAACUGUCCAGAGCAUGAUGAGAGGCUGAAGCUUUACUGUAAGGACGAUGGGACAUUGGGCUGCGUUAUCUGUCGUGAUUCACUGAAACAUGCCAGCCACAACUUCCUGCCCAUCCUGGAUGCUGUGGGUGUAUACAGGGAAGAACUUGCUGCUAUUGUGGCUCCACUGGAAGCUUCUCUUAAAGUUACAGAGCAGUUAACUGGCCAACAGAACGAGAAGAUCUCCCAGCACAAGCACAAUAUUUCAGAGUACAAAACACACAUCGAGUCUGAGUUUGAGAAGCUGCAUAGCUUCCUAAAGGAGAGAGAGGAAAACCUUGUAAAGCAGCUGAAGGAACAAGGAGAUUCUGUGCUGAAACAAAUGGAGGAGAAUCUGGUGAAGAUGCAGGAGAACAGAGAUAACAUCAAACAAACCAUUUCCUUGGCCAACGAGAGGGUGAAUGACUCGGAUUCAAUCUCCUUCCUCACCGACAUCAAAAGCUUCAUUGAAAAGUGUCUGUCUCAGCAACGCGAUGUGAUCUCAUCUGGGAAUACCCUACUUUCUAAAGACCUGUGUCAAGGAACCUUUAAGGGCCCUAUUCAGUACAUUGUCUGGAAGGAAAUGAAGAGUAUAGUUGUCCCAUUUCUUUCACCGAUGAUGCUGGACCCCAGCACAGCACAUCCCAACUUGAUGCUGUCUGAUGGACUGACCAGUGUAAAGUACGGAGAUGCUAAGCUCCCUCUCCCUGACAACCCCAAACGCUUCAGCCAGUGUAUCCUUGUGCUGGGUGCCCAGGGUUUCGAUUCUGGGCGCCACUAUUGGGAGGUUGAAGUGGGAGACAAGACAGCCUGGGAUGUUGGCAUGGCCAGUGAGUCCAGCAACCGCAAAGGCAAGAUUAAGCUUAACCCCAAGAAUGGUUACUGGGCAAUAUGGCUGCGAAAUGGCAAUGCUUACAAAGCAUUGGAGUCUCCCUCCAAGGCCCUCAGUUUGCCUGCAAAGCCCAAAAAAAUUGGUGUCUACGUAGACUACGAGGGGGGCCAAGUGUCUUUUUACAAUGCUGACAAUAUGACUGCUAUCUACACUUUUAAUGCCACCUUCACAGAGAAGCUGUUCCCAUACCUAUCUCCAUUUUUGCAUGACUCUGGCAGGAAUGCAGAGCCCCUUCGUCUUGUCCAUAACUAGUCCGGUGAUGCUAGUACAGGCUUUUGAAGGUUGUGGGAAGGGCUAGGUUUAAAACAUUCCAUUCCAUUUCCUGAGUCAAACAUUCGGUUAGUACUAUGCCUCCAGUACCAAAACAUAGUUCUAUACAAUCAAAAACUAAUUUGACCUUUUAUCCAAACUACUCCAAUAUUCAUCAUGGGAGUCACUUUAUCCUAGAUUAAUAGCUGCUAGCCUCUUAGAUUCCUCCCUAUAAAAGGUAAAAAGUGUACUUUAUCUUCAGUCCUUUCAAUGCUGCCAAGAUCUGCUUUUCCUGUGACCCUAGUUUAGCCAGGUGUUUUGCGCGUAGGCAGUGCUCCAGUCUGUAGGAGCUGGAUUGUCAGUCUGGCUGUCACAGGAUUCUUUUGACUGGUUUAGAACAUCAAAAACACACUUCACUUAAAGGUUUACUCCCAAGCAUCUUCACCACUUUUGUCCUCUGUAGUGGUUAGUAUGGUAGGAAUACUGUGGCCUCGUUAAUGGGGCAACUGUUAUUCAGCAGUUUGUCCUCUUGCUUGCGUCCCACAGGUCAGAGGGUCCUUGCAUUUCUGCUGAUGUGAAUUUGGCUUAAUCAACAGAAUGCUCAUCUUAUCGCCACUUACAGGCUGAGUGUUAGCUGAUGACGCUCACCUAAUCAAAGACUUUCUGUGCAAAUAAAUACACAGACGUGACAUUAACCAAUCCAGACUUCUUUUUCGUUAAUGACUUUGCUGGACGUAGUUCAACUCUGUGCAGUGUUUCAUAGUUGAACGCUGUACAUUUAGGCACAAUUACCACUUCAAAUCUCUGAAGUGGUCAUGGUGCUUGGAGUAACCCUUUAGCUUUAAACACAGUGCCAUAUAUUCCUUCCCUAUUACAUGUAUGGAAGAUAAACUGUUUGCAUAUGAACAUUUCCCAGUGCUUGUAAACAUGUGAAGAUAAUUUAUAGAUAACAUGUGAAGAUAAUUUGCAGAUAACAUUGGGCACUGGUAAUUUUAAGGACAGUCUUUGGAUUAAUUUAGUAUGCUAUUGUCCACAUUAAUGUUCACGUACAGCCACUAGGCAGCGUUGGAGGCUCAUAGGCUGUGCCUUUUUUUUACCUUACUUUUGGUAUGUUUUGUUAACCCUUCCCACUGAACUGUGAAUUACUUUGUUUUUGAGCUGUUUUUCUGAUAAUUGUAUCAAGUCCAAAAAGUAGCAAUUCUAGGUUUAGAUGUUUGCUUUUUUUUUACACCGGUUCUGUAAGAAAUUUCUUUUAAGUUUCUCAUGUGAAAUUGCAAAUGUUUUGCUGUCCUAUUGUAUAUUUUGUAGCCUUGCAAUGUUAUUCUGAAUGUAGCUACUCUGUUCCUCAUUUUGUUUUAAUAAAGUGGCUGGAAAAAAUA